Molecule: messenger RNA, 4558 nt
Organism: Salvelinus fontinalis (brook trout)
Lineage: Eukaryota; Metazoa; Chordata; Actinopteri; Salmoniformes; Salmonidae
Product: zinc finger protein 777-like
Exons: 7
Coding region: 2358-4169 (603 amino acids)
Cellular component (GO): nucleus
Source: RefSeq, a predicted model, not a curated record
UAGUCUAGUUUUACCAUGCUUGAGCUAACUUUUGUUGCAGUGUGUGACAAUGGUGGCGGCGGUAGCAGGUGUUAUCAGGAGGAUGUGGUGGCUAAUUUGUUAGCAUCACCUUUUUCAAGACUAACUUUCAACGAUAAGUUAAAUAUUGUCGAGAGGGGGAAGAUUGGUGCAACUCGUCACUUCCUGUUGAACAUUUGUAAUGUAUUUUUUGUUAUGUCGGACCCCAGUAAGACUAGCUGUCGGCUUUGGCUAAUGGGGAUCCUAAUAAAUUAAAUCAAAAACUAGUAAAGAGCUUUGAAAGGUAUUUUCAAGCUAACAAUUGAGUGUUAUCCGUGGAUGACGAUGUAAGAAAACUAAUAAACUGUACUGCUGGGUUUGUACUCUUCAGUGCUAACAAUAUGUCAACCUGGGCCAGUACUGGUUUCAAAAGACCUAGACAGUUUUACAAGUCAGCUCUGCAUCACCAAAACUCAACUUCACACCACACCUGCGAGCUAUGGGUAGGAUCCCAGCCAAUCUUAUCGAUGUUCUCCGGCAGAAGAGGCUGAAUGAGAGUAUGUACCAACUGUAUCUGCUUACCUGUCUGGUUUUGACCAUUCCUGUGUCCACAUUCUCCUCACUGAAACGGAUCAAUACUUACUUGAGGAACACCACCGGACCGGCCUGACUGUCAGCUUUGGCUUUGAUCUCAAUUGAGAAAGUACUUCUCUCAGAUUUAAAAUGUAAGGACAAACUACAGUGCCUUCAGAAAGUAUUCACAGCCCUAGACCUUUUCCACGUUUUGUUGUUACAAAUUGGAAUUAAAAUGGAUUUAAUUGUAUUUUUUUCCCAACAAUCUACACAAAAUACUCUGUCAAAGUGGAAGAAAAAUUCUAACAUUUUUUAAAGAUGAAUGAAAAGUAAAAUACUAAUUUCAUUAGAUAAGUGUAAUACAUGUUAGAAUCACCUUUGGCAGCGAUUACAGCUGUGGGUCUUUUUGGGUAAGUUUCUAAGAGCUUUGCACACCUGGAUUGCACAAUAUUUGCCCAUUAUUUAAUUCGUUAAGCUCUGUCAAGUUGGUUGUUGAUCAUUGCUAGACAGCCAUUUUCAAGUCUUGCCAUCGAUAUUCAAGCUGAUUUAAGUCAAAACUGUAACUAGGCCACUUAGGAACAUUCAAUGUCGUCUUGGUAAGCAAUUCCAGUGUAUAUUUGGCCUUGUGUUUUAGGUUAUUGUCCUGCUGAAAGAUGAAUUUGUCUCCCAGUGUCUGGUGGAAAGCCUCCUCUAGGAUUUUGCCUGUUUCUUUUUAGAAAAAGUCCUUGCUGAUGACAAGCAUACCCAGCGCACCUGCUUAGUUUGCUGUCCGUGGUCCUGAAUCAAUAGUUAGGCCUAUGUAUUGCUGAAUUUAUUCCACAACUGUGCGAGUGUGACUUGUCUUUUGGAACUGUUUCUGUGAAAUGAUGUAUGGCUUUUAGGCCUUAUAUAUCACAUGGAGAAUUAACCUAAUUCUCUUAACCUGCUACGUUAAGUUAAGGACAAGGAUUAGGGUUAGCUAAAAUGCAAAAAAAAAAAAAAAAAAUGAUACUUUAGGGGGUGCAGUAGAUGAGGGGUAGGGGGUAUUCCUUGGAAAAAAAGAAUGCAAUUUUUAAAUGCAUUUCCUGCAAUUCUACACAGUUUGACUUAUUUGCCUCUCUUGAGGGGUGUUUUGCUGUAUGCUGUUUUAUAGCUACUAUCAUGCUAUUCUUCACAUUUUGCCAUGAUGAUGAGAGAUUUUAUUUUGCAGUUUUAAAGCUAAUUUCCUGCUACCAAGACCAAAGUAGGCACAUUUGCUAUUUAAUGUGGCAAAACUAUGGUAGAGUUGAAAAAUACAAUAGAAACACAUUGAACAUUACAUUUAGCAUUCGGUAAAUUAAAAAUGAAGGGAAAAAGUAAUCACGUACUGAUUUUUAUCAACAAGUCAGUUUUGUGGAAACACAAUGCUGGUGGGGAAAAUGGGCAUAUUUUCUUUAUGCAGAUUUUUGAAUAUUCGCAUGAAAAUCUGUAGCCAAUUAGAUGGAAAUCUAGCUACAAAGUGUAAUGAAUUCACACUCCAGAACAGUAGGCGAACGCAGCAGGCGGUGGCAUGCCCCCCCAAACGAUUUUUUGCGGACCGCCAUAAUAUCAUAGAAGAAGAAGUCAACGGAAGUGAACGGUGACCAAUAAUCAUUUCCACAUUAAGGUUUUGUUAUUUCAAAGUUUUUUUUUAACACCCUGGAACUCAAUAUGACAAAUUUCACUACACAGCAUCACAUACCUACUCUAGAUAGUGUUUAGUUCGCUUUGGAGACAAGACUUGGUUGAUAGAUGUUAUCUAGGUAACUCUAGCUAGCUAGUUGCUAACAAUGGCUAACUGUAACGGAAUGGUUUUUCACACUCAAAUAGCCUCUAUUAUGGAGGUGCUAGCAAAUGCAGCCGUGGCAGAGAUCUGUAAAGUCGUAGACGACGACUAUGCAGUGUUUCGUUUGGAAAUUUCUCAAAGCCAGAAAGAAAACAGGACAUUGCGGAGGAAAUUACAACUCCUGGAACUGAAGGUGGCACGGGAGCGCACAGAGAGGGCAAUGCGAGAGCGCGUCUUCGCCAGUCAUCCCAGUACUUUCAACAUCCUAGACCGAUACAGAGGAAUGGCAAGAGGUGAAGGACAUCUCACUGGAGGCCACAGGAGCUUUGUGAAGCCAGCGGGACGCAAUACAUGGAGAGAUGACCAACCAAUCACAGUUGAUGAGAGGAGUGGAACCUCAACCCAGCAUGUUAUCGUGAUAGAGUCUGCAGGUGCAGAGGCUACAGGUCCUGGGGUCAAGCAGGAGAUGACUGAAGGAGUGGAAGACCCACGGCACAGCGGAGACGUCCAGACUGGAGCGGCAGGGGGGCCCCCUGUAGCCACGGAGAACCCCACCACCACCCCAGUGCAGCCCAGGACCCAACGCAGCAUCAUGGAGGAGGAGGAGGGUCCAGAGGUGCUGCUGGUGAAGGAGGAGGGGUGUGAGGAGGGUCUACGGAACCCUGAGGGGACCAUGGUCAUGGAGAACAACCAGACUACACCUCCUCCUGAACCCACAGAGGAACCAGCUGAACAGCACAGGACCACACACAGUCUCACUGAGUCAGUAGACAUGGAGGAUGGGAAGCCUCAUCUGCUGCUAGUCAAAGAGGAGACAAAAGAAGACAGACCAGAAAGCAUUGACCUGCUGAGUGGACUAAAGAUGGGGGAGCAAGAUGGUUGGCUGGAGGCUAACAGUGUAGACUGGAUGACCAUCUUGGAUUCCCAGACGAGUACAGCCAAGGGCUCCAGGGAUGACAUCAACAAGCCGGCCUGGACCAGAGGCGACAUAGUGGCGGCCAGUGGAUGGGAAAGCGUCCUUAACUCUGGGCUUGGGAGCAUUGUUCAACAUAACCAGAAACUGACAGUUGAACACAAAACAACAUCUAAACUUAAACUCCAUGACAACAUACUGGUUGAGGCAAGGGUGAGGCGUAGAUUUGGUCCACUGGGACGGGGAGGUGUUCGUAUGAGAACAGACUCGGCUAGCAAUUCUCCGUCCUGCUCCUACAGUUGUGAUUCAGAGAGACUGAUGGGUCCUCAGGUUUACCCCCUAACAGGUUCUGCCUUCAGCCUGCCUUCUAAAGGUUCUAUCAACUUGAACAUGGACCCUGCGACAACACAGACACUCGCUGGCCUUCGUCCUCCUCACACUCUCCUGUUAAACCAGACCUCAGACAAUAUCAGUGCCUCAACACUUAAUGGCUACACAAGUCCAUUGACAAAUGACAGUAGUAGUAGUAACGCUAUCAGCAGAUCCAGUGGAAAAGAGAAGCGCUUCCCGUGUUCAUUCUGUGGGAAAGCCUUCAGUUUCCCCAAACAGAUGGAGAUCCACCAGAGGAUGCACACGGGGGAGAAACCAUUUGGCUGCCAGCUGUGCCGGGCCAGUUUCUCUCAAUCCUCCAACCUGAAGAGGCACCAGAGGGUCCACACAGGGGAGAAACCCUACAGCUGCCCCCAGUGUGAGAAGAGGUUCUCCCGCCAGCACCAGCUGAAGAUGCACCUGAAGGUCCAUACAGGAGAGAGGCCGUUUGCCUGUACACACUGUGGGAAGAGGUUCUCGGAGAGUAGCUAUCUCAGGAUACACCAGCAGAAAAUGCACACCGCCCAUGUAUAGUAAUAUGUAAUGUAGUACUAGUUUAGUUCAUUCUGUUGGUAAUAGAUGUAUCGGGAACUGGAUGAGGUGAACUGAGGAAAGAAUGAGUAUGAUGAGGCAGAGAAGAUUAUAUGAUGGUGUCUGUAAAAAUGCUUCACUGAUGAAGAGUGACAAACUGUGUCUUUAGGUGUUUUAUAGUGAGAUAAUGAUAGUGCCUUAAUUCAUGAAGCAUUGAAGCUGUGUGUAAUGUUGAACCAUUUCCAAAGUAUUCUAUAGUUACUUUCGUCAAAGCAAAGGUACCAGGUUUACAGAAAAGGUCAAUUGUGAGAAGUUUUUCUACUUGUCAUGUAUCGUUUUGUGCAAUAAAUGUGAUUGUAAUGCUAUUUGUUUAAAUUAAAUACUAAAUUGCU